This is a messenger RNA of Colletotrichum costaricense, 693 nucleotides long. RefSeq lists its product as uncharacterized. The record is from RefSeq and is a predicted model, not a curated record. The transcript has 2 exons. Gene Ontology annotation, molecular function: biliverdin reductase [NAD(P)H] activity; riboflavin reductase (NADPH) activity. Bases 1 to 693 code for a protein of 230 amino acids. Lineage: Eukaryota; Fungi; Ascomycota; Sordariomycetes; Glomerellales; Glomerellaceae.
AUGACUGGCAUCAAGAUUCUUGUACUUGGUGCGACAGGUCCUGCAGGUUUACCUUUGCUGCGAGAGCUGCUGCAUCGACAACAUGGGACCAUUGCCUACGUCAGGAACGCGUCCAAGAUCCCCGCAGGCCUGGCGAGCAGCCCACUGCUUCAAGUAACGCCGUCGCGGGGAGCAAAGCCAUCAUCUCACUCCUGGUCCAACGCAAUCGAGCGUCGUAGAGAAGACAACGUACUCGAGCAUCUACUCAGCUCUUUUCCCCCUUAUGCGCAAAACGAUUGGAAGCGCAUCCUCGCCAUGGGCACACUAUCCAUCACCGAAGACUCGUCCUCGUUCACCCGCUUAUUGCAGGCCUCGUUCACCCGCUUAUUGCAGGCUAUCCUCACCCGCAUCAUCGCGUCAACGGCGUACAACGCAAUCAUCGACCUCGGACGCGUAUUUCAAGAGGAGGCGGACGGGCUGGACCGGACCCUGUUUCAUAUCAGCUUUAUUAGUGACGAGUCGGAUGAGGAUAGUUGGAGAGCGGAUCGUGAGGAUCAGCCGACGUAUGCUGGGUAUAUUGCGAAGCCUGGAUGGAAGGCUGGUAUGAAGAGGCCUGCGUUAGCAAGCUGGUUUGUUGAUGAGAUCGAGAGCGGUAAAUGGGUCAGGAAGUCGCCGGCGAUCGGCAAGUCCGGCGUUAAGAAGACGAAGGUCUAA